Messenger RNA from Hypoxylon trugodes, 754 nucleotides. RefSeq names its product cerato-ulmin. Gene Ontology annotation, cellular component: extracellular region. The record is from RefSeq and is a predicted model, not a curated record. The transcript is spliced from 3 exons. The coding region runs from base 101 to 406 and encodes 101 amino acids. NCBI's taxonomy places the organism in Eukaryota, Fungi, Ascomycota, Sordariomycetes, Xylariales, Hypoxylaceae.
UCAUCGAUCACUCCAGUCUUCGAACACAAAUCAACUACCAAUUCUACUAUCUCUUAAAAUUUCUGAGCCUCUAGGUUCCAAACUCCAUCCAACUAUCAAAAUGCAGCUUUCCGCCUUCUUCGUCACUGUCCUGGCCACCGCCGUUCUCGCCAACCCUGUCAAGCGCGGUGACGGUGGUAAGGGAGGUGCUCCCUACGAGGCUUGCACUGGUCUAUACAGCACCCCUCAGUGCUGUGCUACCGAUGUCGCUGGAGUGGCUGAUCUCGACUGCCAGACUCCUAGCAAAGUUCCUCAUAGCGCGGCUGACUUCAAGGCUGUCUGUGCUGUUGGAGGACAGCGCGCUCGCUGCUGUGUCCUCCCCGUUCUCGGACAGGAUGUUCUCUGCCAGACCCCUAUUGGCGUCUAAGGGGCCAACUCAGAACCCGAUGGCAUACUUCUAGCAAAACAUGACAAUACAAAAAUUAGAAGUUGCCUAAAUUCGUUGGGUUUCCAGAUCUGGUGUUGAUGGAGUCGAUGAGUGGCGGAUUUAGGGGGUAUAACGAUUGGAAUGAUGAUGUAUUGUCGCUCUCUUCAAUUCUUCUGUAGUGAAGUUUAAGGAUUCAACGUCAAGCCUCAAUCCAAUAUACUUUUCUUCCUAACUACCUAUUUUAACAGACCCUCCGUGCUCUAUGCUAUGACCUCGUCUCAAAAUCUUCGGAUUACUUCUGCUAUAGCGACUGUUAGAUCAGUCUCCACGCCUAACAUCCGCCCGGAC